AUGAGUUUUUCAGAGAGUCUUCAUGAUAAGUUUGAUAUAGUUCAUAAGCAUGCUUUAGAAGGUCGAAAAGGUGGAGAAGAAUUUAUUCAGCUGCUAAGAGAAAGAGUGCUUUUAGAGGAAGCUUAUUCAAAAGGAUUAGACAGACUUGGCACUCACCCAUUUCGAGUCGCUACAAAAGGAACAUUAUCGGGCGAGACUGGGAAAAAUUCACUUUUAUUUUACCACCUAAUUUUUAUGACAUAAAAUGACGGUAAAAACCAUUUAGACUUUUUUAGGGUGGAAAAAAAUACCAGUAAGAUAAAAGAUGGUGGAAAAAAACGACAGUGAAUUUUUUCUGCCUCGCUCACAUUAUCCCAUGCCAUAGAAGCCAUGAAAGGAGACUGCUUAAAUCGAGCUUCACAGUCAAAAUCAUAUAUUGAUAAUGUCACCAGUGACCUUAUUGACCCUUUGAAGGACUUAUUAAACACUCAAAGAUUAUCAAUUAAAAAAAUGAGCACAGAAGGAAAAAGACUUGAAAAGGAAAAGCUCCUAAUGCAAGAUAAAAUCGAAAAAUCACAUAGCAAAUACAUUAAAGCUUGCGCCGAAUGUGAGCAGCUGACAGUUCAAUUAGACCAGCCUUCUUCUAUCACAAGAAGUGGGAAAUUAAUACAGAAAUUAUACACAGCUAAGCAAGAACUUGAUUCUAGCUUAAUUCAGCACGUGGAAUCAAUAGAUUCUUUCAAUGAAUUUUAUCCAAAAUACUGUGAUACAAUGGCAAUGGUACUAGAAGUUUAUCAAAAUCAAGAAGAACAAAGACUUGAGUCAAUGAAAGAUGCUUUAAGAAAAUUAGUUGUAUAUGAGGCUUCGUAUAUAAGAAACAUCCAAUAUGAUAUAGACUCACUUGCUAAAGCUAUGGAAAGUAUCAAUCCAAUAGUUGACUUAAAAGAAUUUAUUGAUGACAAUGUGUCAGAGAACCCAAAAGCUUUUAAAUAUGUUUUUCAGCCAUAUGAAAGCAACCAUCCUUCAUUUAAAGGAGGUGACAGUAGGAUGUUUUCUAUCAAAAACCCAUUCAUAGAGCUUUCAGCUGAAACUAAAGAACUUUAUAAGCAAGAAAUUGAAGAAAUUAUUUCUAAAUCAUGAGCAGGGGAUGCUAAUAAAAGUGAUCUGCAAAGAUUUGGAGAUAUAAUUAAAUAUCCAGUAUGCAGAGAGACAUUUUGCAAUAGCAUAAGUCAAAGGAAAACUCCAAACACAACUUCUUUAUCUGAGCCUGGAUUUAUUCAAAUGGGUGAAUUAAUGCUACUGACACUUAAUGAGUGUAAAAAUUAUGACGAUAUCAAAAGUGUUAGGAGCAUUAUUUAUCUUUCGCAAUCAUUUCAUAAAGAUACAGAAGGCCCAGCUUACCAAUGAGAAUACUUGCAGACCUUAAUUAAAUCACAUUCAGUGUGAUCAAGUAUGGAAUUUUGGGAAAGAAUCAUUCAGAGUUCAAUUGAUGAGGAUAUUAAAAAUUAUGAAGAUUAUGGGAUUGUUGAUGGAGGAGAAAACGAAGAAGAAACUGGCGAGAGACUGAAAAAUAUCGUUUUUUGCCAAUUGGGAGCGUUUGGACAUAUAAUGGUUGGGUUUGAAGUAGAUACAAUGUAUGCAGCUGAGCUUGUGUCAAAAUAUGCUUGCAGGUAUCAAUUACCAAGUAGAGAUAUAGAUACAUUAAUGGCAACUAUCGAUAAAGAUUAUAAACGCCAGGAUGAUGCAUUUGAAGAGCCAGCUCAUGAAGUGCUGCGAGGUGUUCCAGAUUGAUUACAAGAACUUGAAAUGCCAGUCUCGAUGAAAAGGACAAAUAAUUUGAUACUAAGUGAAGGUUCAAAGAAACCAACUGUAGAAACUCAAUUAACAGAACAAGUUUCGCAGGACAAUAAAGAAAUCGAAGUAAUAGGCAAAUCAAGUGCAGAAAAUGAAAUAGUAGAGAAGAUUGAAGAAAAGGAAUAA
Molecule: messenger RNA, 1959 nt
Organism: Blepharisma stoltei
Lineage: Eukaryota; Ciliophora; Heterotrichea; Heterotrichida; Blepharismidae
Source: the annotation of a GenBank genome assembly